Thamnophis elegans (Western terrestrial garter snake) is the source of this 866-nucleotide messenger RNA. RefSeq names its product C-type lectin lectoxin-Thr1-like. The record is from RefSeq and is a predicted model, not a curated record. NCBI's taxonomy places the organism in Eukaryota, Metazoa, Chordata, Lepidosauria, Squamata, Natricidae. The transcript has 6 exons. Bases 211 to 591 code for a protein of 126 amino acids.
GCAACUUAUUUGUGCUUAGCCUGUUGCUGAAAGUUGUUGCAAAAAAGCUACAUCCUGGUUGUUAGGCAAAAAUUCCCACCCCCCCAAAGAAAUCCACCCCCUGCCUUGCCUAUAAAUGCUGUUGCUCCCUUUGCUGGAGGGGAGCCAGGAGUUGCCAUCAAGCAGAAUUGCUACCUGUGGAGGCGAAGGGACAGGGAAGGAAGGAAGACCAUGGGGCGAUUCUCCUUUCUCAGCCUCGCCUUGCUGGUCAUGGUCCUCUCCCUAAGUGGAGCCAAGGGCUGUUGUCCCAACGAAUGGUUCUCCAGCGGCAGCUUUUGCUACAAGGUCUUCGAUGAAGCCAAGACCUGGGAAGAGGCAGAGAAGUACUGCAAGAAGUACGACCACGGCUGCCAUCUUGCCUCCCUCGACGGCAAGGAAGAGGCGGAGGACAUGGCCGUGCACCUCUCUCAGAAAUUCAAGGCCAACAUCUGGAUUGGAUUGAGUCGCCAUCGCAUAAAGAAAACUGGAAGUGGAGUGAUGGCUCCAAAUUCAGCUACGAGUCCUGGAAAUCAGGAAAACCUGACAACAAGCAGACAAAUGAGAAUGUGUUGAGCUCUGGGCUGAAUCAGGUUACAAGAGCUGGAACAACGAGAAGUGUGCAUCCCUGCGUCCGUUCUUCUGCCAGUGCUCGUCCUAGUGCAAAUCUCUCCUGCUCCAGAGACAGUGAACUCCUGGUGAAAUUUGGAGAAGAAACAAAGCCCCACCCCCACCUUGCCUGCCAAAAUCUCUGUUUUGCCCCGCUUCGCUUCAUGGAUGCUUUUUCUACCUUGGAUCUGACUUUGCUCCUCCUGAUGGGCCAGGAGGUCAAAUAAAUUCUCUCUAGCAUG